Messenger RNA from Peromyscus leucopus (white-footed mouse), 693 nucleotides. Its product is annotated as zinc finger protein 120-like. The transcript is spliced from 3 exons. The record is from RefSeq and is a predicted model, not a curated record. The coding region runs from base 1 to 693 and encodes 230 amino acids. NCBI's taxonomy places the organism in Eukaryota, Metazoa, Chordata, Mammalia, Rodentia, Cricetidae. Gene Ontology annotation, biological process: regulation of DNA-templated transcription.
AUGGACAAGCUGGGAAACCAUGACUUGAAUGUGGUGACCUAUGAUGAUGUGCAUGUUGGUUUCACUUGGGAAGAGUGGACUUUGCUGGAUCCUUCCCAGAAGAAUCUCUACAAAGAUGUAAUGCUGGAGACCUACAGGAACCUCACUAUUAUAGGGUACAGUUGGAAGGACCAUAAUAUUGAAGAACUUCGUCAAAGCUCUAGAAGACAUGAAAGGUAUGAAAAAAGCCAAACUGAAGAGAAACUUUCUGUAUAUACUCAAUAUGGUAAAGACUCUGCAUAUGAUAGUCAGCAUCAAAGGCAUAAAAGAUCACAUACUGGAGAGAAACCCUAUGAAGGUAAUCAGUGUGGUAAAGCCUAUUCUCAUCACUGUAUACUUCAAAUCUAUAAAAGAGCACAUACUGGAGAAACACCCUAUGAAUUUGAAGACCCCGACGCUACAGGCACUGAUGGCUCAGCUCCACCACCGCCACCUCCGCCGCCGCCACAGCAGCUCAGUAAGCAAGACUUGGUAGCUGUGAUCAUUAACAGAGUUCUAGGAAAAGUCGGAAACCAGAGCCGCCUACAGCAAAAUGUCAAAUUGCCAAAAGUCGUAUUUAGUUGUCUGCCAGCUUUCCCUGUCAGAUUCUACGACUUCCGUGCCCACGUGCAGACCUGUGCCCUCAUGGGCUGCGAUGGACAACACUGUGCCUGA